AUGGCUCAAGUGCACACACAACUAGCGGCCUUGACGAUCGCCGACCCACGGGUCGAUGCGCAGGCUCCUAAACCAAUCCCCGUACCGCCGCAAACGACAGCGCCCGAAUCCAAGAGUCGUGGUCGUCUAGCCGCCGACGCAUAUUCGCCCGUAAAUCAAAACGGUAGCUUCGAGUUCGACCGCGUUAUCAAGAGCGGUUAUGUACAGAAGCGCACGCAGAAAACAAAGACAUGGCGCACCAUCUACUUGGUCCUACGACCGAACACGCUAUAUAUCUACAAGUCGGAUAAGGAGGAGAAGCUCCGGCGCAAGGUUUAUCUUUCCGACCUGACCGCGGUGACGCUGUUAAAGGACCCAAAGAACAAACGGCCGAACGUCUUUGGCCUGUUUUCGCCUGCAAAGAACUUCCACUUCCAGGCGCCGAGCCUGAAGGAUGCGCAGGAGUGGGUAGAGCUGAUCCGGCAAGAUGCCAGGAUAGAGGAGGAAGAAGAGGAGAUGUUCUUAGCCAGCCCGACCGCACGUCAGCCUUCUUUUUUCCACGGCGCCGAGGUUGAUAACGACAAUGGCCGCCAGAUUCGCGCCCUGGCGUCGCCGGAGCACUUCUUAUCGAGCUCCCCCGAGCCCACCGAGCCUCCGAUCCGCAAUCUUCCAAAACCAUACGCACGACGGCCGUCACACAUAGACUCGUCUGGCCUUUCGGGCGCCGAGCUAGCAAGCCACUCCGACUUCUCGGAUUCCGACAUGCACCGUGUCCCGGGCGCUUCGUUCGAGAGUCUGGCAGCCCAUCAACCAUCGACAUCGCCUGCGCUGCCCAGGCCCAGUAUAGGUACCAUCAACAACAACCGAGUCAGCGGGACGCACCAAGACGCCGACCCGGACCGCGUUAUCUGGCAGGGUUGGAUGUGGUUUCACCGCAGCAAGGGGGGAGUCCGGCAAUGGAAGAAGUCCUGGGGCGUUUUGCGACCAAGAAAUUUCAUCCUUUACAAAGACGGCGCCGAGUCGUCCGUCUUAUUCUUACUUUACAUGUCGUCAAUCGUCAACGUGGUCGAGACAGACUCGAAGAGCCGGACCAAGAAACACUGCCUGCAGAUCAUCACGGACGAGAAGAGCUACCGGUUUUGCACCCACGACGAAGAGGCCCUUGUGCAGUGCCUGGGCGCAUUCAAAAGUCUGCUUGCCAAGCGCCGGGAGCUGGAGGCCAGGGCAGGGACACCCAGCGCAGCGGCGGCUUCGACUGCGGCCACAGUGGCGGCCACGACGACAGCCACAGCGGCACCUGCGACCGAGACUCGCUCCCCACCCGCCUAA
This is a messenger RNA of Chaetomium fimeti, 1308 nucleotides long. RefSeq lists its product as uncharacterized. The coding region runs from base 1 to 1308 and encodes 435 amino acids. NCBI's taxonomy places the organism in Eukaryota, Fungi, Ascomycota, Sordariomycetes, Sordariales, Chaetomiaceae. The transcript has 2 exons. The record is from RefSeq and is a predicted model, not a curated record.